GACCGUUAGGUGGCAGCGCAGACACCCGCACUGUAAAUCACAUAGUGGUAAUGAAGACAAGUGCUCCCAGCCGGGAGGAAGGAUUUGGGAAGGGUAGUGGAAUGGGACACACCUCUCUGUGACGUCACAAUCCAGGCAUGCCACAUUCCCCUCGUAUUGUGAUCAGACUGGGAGACACGGACCCGGCUGGGAAACUGUCAAAAGUUUUGCAAGGACUAUGGUGCGGGACUAGAAAGAGCUGUCACUGUGGAUUUACCUUCCGAUCUCCAGGGGACUGUCAUAUGUAAUGCUUUGUCACCUGGGGGACUCACAGCCCUUCUGGAUUUUUUGAGGUUUAUUUGGGGAGAAUUGGAACAAGGAAAGAUCUCCCCCAAAAAUCUUGGGGUUCCUACUGACUUCUCUGUGAUAACCUGAUAUCAGGAUGAAGAUACUUGGUCCGGUGUGGGGACACCUAGGAGCGUCCUUACUCCACUUCACCUUCUUUCUGUUCCUCACUUGUGACGCCCAAGAAGACAGAAUAGUUUGUUUGGGAAAUGACAACAAGUUGACACAGAUUGCUACCGCGGAAGAUCACUACAACUUUAUGAAGAGAAUGUACAAUGGAUGUCAGGUGGUGCUUGGAAAUCUGGAAAUCACCCACUUAAAACGAAAUCAUGACAUGUCUUUUCUCCAGGAUAUACAAGAAGUGGGAGGAUAUGUUCUUAUUGCUGUAAAUGCUGUUAGGAGCAUUCCAUUGGUCAACCUUAGAAUUAUCCGAGGUAACAAUUUGCAUAAGGGAUCUGCACUCUCCAUCGUUUCGAACUUCCAGGAUAAGAAUGCAAACAUUGGUUUGGAGAAUCUGCCUAUGAGAAAUUUACAAGAAAUUCUUCAUGGCGGAGUUACCAUAAGAAAUAAUCCAGUGCUUUGCAACCUCGAUUCCAUUAUGUGGGAGGACAUUGUUCACGCAGACCAUGCUAUUGUUGUGGAAAAGAGUACCCGCUCAAACUGCCCUCCAUGUGAUGAAGAAGCUUGUAAUGGAACAUGCUGGGGCCCCGAUCCAGAGGAUUGUCAAAUACGUACAAAACUCAAUUGUGCCCAGCAGUGCUCUGGACGGUGCCGGGGACCAAUGCCCAGUGACUGCUGUCAUCGCCAGUGUGCAGCCGGUUGUAAAGGUCCUAAAGAAACAGACUGCCUGGCUUGCCGUCGGUUUCGUGAUGGUGAGACAUGCACAGAAAACUGUCCCCCACUGCAUUUGUACAAUCCCAAUACAUAUGUAGUAGACCGUAACCCUAUUGGGAAAUACACUUUUGGUGCCUCAUGUGUGAAACAGUGUCCACACAAUUACAUAGUGACAGACCAUGGAUCUUGUGUUCGGACUUGCAGUCAAGGGUCAUAUGAGGUGGAAGAACUAGGCAUUCGCAGCUGUAAAAGGUGUGAUGGGCCAUGUACACAAGAAAAAAAUUGUGAUGGUAUUGGAUUUGGGACUUUAGAAGGUGUUUUAUCCAUAAAUGCAACAAACAUUGGUUUUUUUGAAAACUGUACAAAAGUAACUGGAAGUAUAAACAUCCUGGCGCUUGCUGGCACUGGUGAUCCUUAUACCAACACAACAAAAAUGGAGCCUGAAAAAUUGCACCAUCUUAAAUCAAUUCGAGAAAUAUCAGGUUUUUUAAUGAUACAGUGGUGGCCGGAAAACUUCACUGAUCUGAGUAUUUUUGAAAAUCUUGAAAUAAUCAGAGGCAGAACUAAACAACAUGGAAGAUAUUCACUUGGUAUAAUAGGUCUAAAGGUACCAUAUUUGGGAUUCCGAUCUCUCAAGGAAGUGAGUGAUGGCGACAUUAUCUUUAAAAAUAAUAAAGAUCUCUGCUAUCUUGAUACAAUGAACUGGACAAGUUUAAUUAGAACGAAGCAAGGACAAAUAAUCAAGGACAAUAGAAAACAUGAGGAAUGUGUUGCUGAUAACAAGACCUGUGAUCCUUUAUGUUCUAAUGGUUGUUGGGGACCUGGACCCUCGCUGUGUCUUUCCUGUCAGUCAUUUAAGCGUGGAAAAGAAUGUGUAGCAUCCUGCAAUAUUCUUUCAGGUGAGCCAAGAGAAUAUACUGAAAAUGGUGAAAAAUGUUUUUCAUGCCACGCAGAAUGUCUGCCGAUGAACAAUUCAGUUACCUGCAUUGGACCAGAUGCAAAUCAAUGUACAAAAUGCGCUCAUUACAUCGAUGAUGAAAACUGUGUGAAAAGCUGCAUGCCUGCCUAUUAUGGCGAGAGUAGUAUCCUAUAUCCCAAGUAUCCGGAUGAAGCUGGAGUUUGUCAGUUCUGUAGCUUAGAAUGCAAGACAGGGUGUACCGGUCCUGGCAUUGAAGGCUGUAAACCCCCUGGAUCCAAUGUGGCGUACAUCGCAGCUGGCGUUGUUGGAGGCAUCCUUGCCGCUGUUGUUAUGGGACUGGUUGCAUUUUUCUUUGUUCGAAGAAACCGUAUUAACAGAAAGCGCACUCUUCGUAGGCUGCUGCAGGAAAGAGAGCUAGUGGAACCUAUUACACCAAGUGGUGAAGCACCGAACCAAGCACUUCUUCGAAUCUUGAAAGAAACUGAAUUCAAGAAGAUAAAGGUUCUUGGGUCAGGUGCAUUUGGUACUGUAUAUCAGGGUAUUUGGACACCAGAAGGUGAAGGCAUAAAAAUCCCAGUAGCUAUCAAAGAGUUACGUGAGGCCACAUCACCUAAAGCCAACAAGGAAAUUUUAGAUGAAGCGUAUGUUAUGGCCAGUGUGGAUAAUCCUCAUGUGUGCCGUUUGCUGGGAAUUUGCCUAACCUCCACUGUCCAGCUGAUCACCCAGCUUAUGCCGUAUGGCUGCCUUCUUGACUAUGUCCGUGAACAUAAAGACAAUAUUGGCUCAAGACAUCUUCUCAACUGGUGUGUGCAAAUUGCCAAGGGAAUGAAUUAUCUUGAAGAACGGCGAUUAGUCCAUAGAGAUUUGGCUGCACGGAAUGUUCUUGUUAAAGCACCUCAGCAUGUCAAGAUUACAGAUUUUGGCUUGGCCAAGCUUUUAGGGGCAGAUGAAAAGGAAUAUCAUGCAGAAGGUGGAAAGGUUCCAAUUAAAUGGAUGGCAUUGGAGUCAAUUUUGCAUAGAAUAUAUACCCAUCAAAGUGACGUAUGGAGCUAUGGUGUUACAGUAUGGGAACUUAUGACUUUUGGGUCUAAACCAUAUGAUGGAAUUCCAGCCAGUGAAAUUUCAACAAUUCUAGAAAAAGGAGAGCGCCUUCCUCAGCCUCCCAUAUGCACUAUUGAUGUGUACAUGAUUAUGGUGAAAUGUUGGAUGAUUGAUGCUGAAAGUCGUCCAAAAUUCCGUGAGUUGAGUGCAGAAUUUAGUAAGAUGGCUCGUGACCCAACACGCUACCUUGUAAUACAGGGAGACGAUCGGAUGAAUUUACCCAGUCCCCCAGUGUCGAAGAUUCACCAGACUUUGGAUGAUGAAAUGGGAGAUAUUGUUGAUGCUGAUGAAUAUCUGAUACCACAUCAAGGAUUUUUUACAAGCCCUUCAACAUCUCGAACACCACUUCUGAGUACAAUGAGUUCCACAAGCAACAAUUCACCCAUCGUAUGCAUUACUCGAAAUGGGGGUCCACCUAACAGAGAAGACAGCUUUAUCCAGAGAUACAGCACUGAUCCUACAGUUAUUCUAAAUGACAGCCUCGAUGAAGAAUUCCAUCCUGUUCCAGAAUAUGUCAAUCAGGCACAUUCAAAACCACAGAUCUCAACGAUUGCUAAUCCAGUUUACCACAAUCUCCUCUCUGAGAAUACAAAGCCUCAAAAUGGCACUCAUAAGAAUUCCAAUGGGAAUGGUGUGAACAAUCCGGAAUACCUGAACUCGGGUCAGACCUUUAUAAACCACUCUGAAAAUGACUAUCCCGCCAUCUGGGAGCAAAAAGUUGGCCAGCAAAUAAGCCUGGACAAUCCUGACUACCAACAGGACUUUUUCCCAAAAGAAACACAAAAGAAAAUCAAUGGAUUUAAGAUCCCUGCGGCAGAAAAUCGUGAAUAUUUGGCAUUGGCACCAACAAGUGACUAUAUUGAAGCUUCAGCAUGACCAUAAGUUGAUUCAAACAUUCCUGACACUUUGCCUAUUGGGGCGCAUAAGUUGUCACAGGACACUUGCGGAUGAUGGACCGUAAUGAAAUGAGUGCACGUUGCAGUACUUGGGCACUUACACUUGUACUUUGAAAUAUUUUGGAAUCUAUAGUCCCCAGUGACUCAUCCUCAAUGUUUCUCCUUUGUUUUGUUCCGAAAGACAAAGCCUCUUACACUUUUAUAUAUAAAUAUAUAUUGAGAGAUUUUUUUUUUUUUAUGCAAGAAAUACUUUUUAAUUCCUGUGUUUUUAUAAUGUGUACAGAUAUCCCGGCACCUUUUUGUUUUAUGUGUUUUGUCCAAGUUGAAUAGUAUUUGUGCAUAAAAGUCAGUAUACAGAUUAUGCCAUUUUAAGCAUGAAAUCUUAGUGUAUAAAUCUUAUUUUAAUAUUUAGCAGUCUUUUCUCGGGAAAGGAGAGGCUACAUUCAUACUUAAUCAGAACUAGUUAUUUUCCAAUGACAUUUCAUAUGUCUGGGUUUUGGAGCUGACUCAUUGGAUAAUAUGUAUAUAUUGGAAUAUUAUAAUUGUUUAAAAUGUAAUGUAUGCCAUUGAAUUGCACAGUGAUAUACAAACAUAGCAAACCUCAUUAUCAUAUAUAAGGCAAUGCAUGAACGAUUUACCAUUGGUUGAGUACAAUAUGCUAAUUGGCAGUAAAGGUUACAUGGUCAGUGGUGUAUAUACCACAUUUGCAGAUAGAUGGCCUGCUACCACCUUAAAAUGCAGAUAUCACUGCUGCCUGCUAAGUAUUACAGAGACAUAACUUGAAAUAUAUCUGCCCAAAUUAAAAAUGAUAAGGCCAUCUUCCAUGGAACAUGUAUUAUUUAUAAUAUUUCAGGCACCAAGGACCAGUUUGCUACCUCUGUAACUACACCCCUAGUGCUAUGUUUUGUUUUGUUUUCCCUAGAAACAACGCCACUCCAUGGGUGUUGUCUGGUAUUGCAGUUCACUCCAUUCAAUUAAAUGGGGCUGAGCUGGAAAACGAGAUGUAGCCCAUGGAAAAACUUGGUGCUGUUGCAAGAAUCCCAUAUGAUUUGAUACAAACUAUUGGCAUUGCAUUUUAGCAACCCUAUGAUAAAUUUGCUCCCUUGGGGGAAAGCUACAAGAGAGGUACUCAGAGACAAGCACCUCACUCUGAACAGGUUAGUUCUUUGGGCUCAUGUGGUUUUCUAGCACAGGUGCUCUCUGUUGUCAGGGUCCUUUAAGAUUAUGCUACUUUCAUGUGCUGGUAUUCCUUAAACGAAUAAUCAAUUAUUAUACAAAAGAGUGUAGAAAAGUAGAAAGGGUUGUGUUAAGCAGUUGCUCCAUUUUCCUUUUGUCUGCAGAGACUAUGAAAUUGCAUAAAUGUUCGGUGUGGCUUGUAACACUAGUGGGCUAUGGGCACCAUUGGCAGUAUGCCUACAGGCUUGACUGCGGCCUUGGCUAGAGGCACUGGAAUGUGAUUCAGGAGCUGCUUAUAUUCUAAGGUUUCCUCCAAGUCAGUGUCAAUACUGUAGCAUAUACUGUAUUGCCCUAUUGAUUUCCAGGAGUAUUGCUGGUUCUUCCUUCUGUGGUUUAUGUAUUAUGGCUUAUCCAUUACUUUAUCAUGAUCCAGCCAUAUGUCUUUACAUUCCUUUUUUUAAUAAAACUUUACCUUUUAUGUCACUAAAUCUCCAUAAUGUCUAUUCACUAGUACUCAUAAGUAUACCAGCAGCUUAUAAAUCAGAGUUGUGUAAAAUGGUGUUUAAGUAGACUAGUGACUAAAUUGUAUUAGAAUAAAAAGAAUGUCAUGUAAUGUGAUCCUCAGUUCUCUGAAAAUUUUAAAAUCAGUUAAAAUGCAGCACUACUUUUACAUAACAAUCGUGUUUUCUACAAUUGAUUUGUUAGAGAGUUACUGUCAAUAGUAAGAAAAUUUAAAAAAAUGCUUUUAUCAGUGUAGUAAUGUGCCCUAAGACCUGUAUGCAUAAUAAUAUGCAUGUGUUAAUAUGUAAAAUACCUUUUGAUCUAUGUAUUACUGUGAUGAAUCUUUUUGAAUUUCUCUGAGAUGCUAGGGGCAUUUCCCUGGAGUAAGAUGAGCUCCUCCUCCUCCUCUCCUUACAUUUGCAAAGUUUUCUGCCUAAAUGCAUGCUCUCUCUAAGUCUAAUGCAGCCAUGGAAACGAUAUGGUGCAAGGACAGAAGAGAAACCUGCAUUUUGUGCCAUAAAAAGAAACAUUUUUACACUUUCACAGCUUUGUGACCAAAGAGCAUGUUUUUAUAACCCUAAAGCAGCCAAGUGGAAUCUAUAUGGUGCAAAUACACAAGAAAUAAGUUCAUAAAAUGACAAAGAGAAACAAUUUUGCAUAUAAAUAAUAAUUUAGUACCUUGUAUUGCUUGUCAGUGUCUUUAAGGUGUCUG
Messenger RNA from Hyla sarda, 6463 nucleotides. RefSeq names its product epidermal growth factor receptor-like. The transcript has 28 exons. The record is from RefSeq and is a predicted model, not a curated record. The coding region runs from base 422 to 4054 and encodes 1210 amino acids. Lineage: Eukaryota; Metazoa; Chordata; Amphibia; Anura; Hylidae. Gene Ontology annotation, biological process: multicellular organism development; cell surface receptor protein tyrosine kinase signaling pathway; negative regulation of apoptotic process. Gene Ontology annotation, cellular component: basal plasma membrane; signaling receptor complex. Gene Ontology annotation, molecular function: epidermal growth factor binding; epidermal growth factor receptor activity; ATP binding.